This is a messenger RNA of Carlito syrichta (Philippine tarsier), 748 nucleotides long. RefSeq names its product crumbs 3, cell polarity complex component (gene CRB3). Bases 199 to 555 code for a protein of 118 amino acids. Lineage: Eukaryota; Metazoa; Chordata; Mammalia; Primates; Tarsiidae. The record is from RefSeq and is a predicted model, not a curated record. The transcript is spliced from 5 exons.
GCGGGCGGAGCCGGUGGGAUCGGACCGAACGACCGACGGGCCGAAGGUUCGAGGGGGGACCCGGGACCUGGAGCCCCGAGCGAGGUCGAAGGCGCCCGGGCCAGGUGUCCAGUCGCAGGUAGCCCCGGCCCGAGAUGCGAUAGGAGGGGCGCGCACCAGAAGCCCCUUCCCCGGUGCUGCCAACCCGCCACCCAGCCCAUGGCGAACCCCGGCCUGGGACUGCUCCUGGCGCUGGGCCUGCCGCUGCUGCCGGCCCUCUGGGGCCGAGCCUGGGGACAAACACCGACCCCUGAGACCGGCACUGUCACACCCACUGGCUCCAGCACCAAUGGGGCCCUGUCUCCGGAGGCCAUCACUGCUAUCAUCGUGGUCUUUUCUAUCCUGGCCGCCCUGCUCCUGGCUGUGGGACUGGCUUUACUGGUGCGGAAACUGCGGGAGAAGCGGCAGACCGAGGGCACCUACCGGCCCAGCAGUGAGGAGCAGUUCUCCCAGGCAGCCGAGGCCCGGGCCCCCCAGGACUCCAAGGAGACGGUGUGGGGCUGCCUGCCCAUCUAGGUCCCCUCCUUUCCAUCUGCCCCCCUUCCUUGCUGUGUGCCCUUGAGGGAAGGCAGAGCCCUCUCUGGGCAAUCAGACCCACUCCAGCGCUUAAGAAUAUCAGGGAAGAAGGUGCUGUAAAGACUUUGCCCCCAGCGGAAGAGAGGGUGGGUUGCUCACUUUUUAUAUAUUUAUAUCAAAUGGGUAGUGAGAU